Sciurus carolinensis (gray squirrel) is the source of this 999-nucleotide messenger RNA. RefSeq names its product putative olfactory receptor 2I1. Gene Ontology annotation, biological process: G protein-coupled receptor signaling pathway. Gene Ontology annotation, cellular component: membrane. The record is from RefSeq and is a predicted model, not a curated record. NCBI's taxonomy places the organism in Eukaryota, Metazoa, Chordata, Mammalia, Rodentia, Sciuridae. Gene Ontology annotation, molecular function: G protein-coupled receptor activity; olfactory receptor activity.
AUGAAGUGUCACUCUUUAUAUCGUCCUUCCAAAUAUUCUUGGAGUUUUCCUCCUUUAGCCAACCACAGCACAGAGGAGCGCUUCCUCCUGUUGGGAUUCUCAGACUGGCCCUCGGUGCAGCCGGUCCUGUUCGCCCUCGUCCUCCUCUGCUACCUCCUGACUCUAACCGGCAACUCGGCUCUGGUGCUGCUGGCCGUGCGCGACUCGCGUCUGCACACGCCCAUGUACUACUUCCUCUGCCACCUGGCCCUGGUGGACGCCGGUUUCACCACCAGCGUGGUGCCCCCGCUACUGACCAACCUGCGUGGCCCGGCGCUCUGGCUGCCCCGCGGUGGCUGCAUGGCCCAGCUGUGCGCGUCACUGGCCCUGGGCUCCGCCGAGUGCGUCCUCCUGGCGGUGAUGGCGCUGGACCGAGCGGUCGCGGUGUGCCGCCCGCUGCGUUACGCGGGACUAGCCUCGCCCCGUCUCUGCCGCGCGCUGGCCAGCACCUCCUGGCUUGGCGGCCUCACCAAUUCGGCUGCGCAAACCGCGCUCCUGGCCGCGCGGCCGCUCUGCGCGCCCCUGCAGCUGGACCACUUCAUCUGCGAGCUGCCGGCGCUGCUCAAGCUGGCCUGCGGCGGCGGCAGAGACACCAUUGAGCGCCAGAUGUUCGCCGCCCGCGUGGUUAUCCUGCUGGUGCCGUCCUCCGUCAUCUUGGCCUCCUAUGGCGCGGUAGGCCGCGCAGUAUGGCGCAUGCGGUCCAGCGGAGGCCGGAGGAAAGCGGUGGGCACCUGUGGCUCGCACCUGACCGCCGUCUGCUUGUUCUAUGGUUCAGCCAUCUACACCUACCUGCAGCCCACGCACAGCUACAACCAGGGGAGGGGCAAAUUCGUGUCGCUCUUCUACACCGUGGUCACACCGGCCCUCAAUCCGCUCAUCUACACUCUCCGGAAUAAGGAAGUGAAGGGGGCAGCCAGAAGGCUCCUGGGGAGUCUGGGGAGAGGGCAAGCUGGGCAGUAA